AUGUCGCCGGCCCGCGUUCCCCUCCCGCCCCUUUGGAAGGCGGGACCCGACGGCUCCUGUGCGUGCGCGCGCCUCCCGCCCGCCUGGAAGGAAGCGCCGCCCACCCCGCACGGGCGCCAGGCAGGCCGGGACGGAGGGGCGGGGCCAGCCCGGGGGCGGGGCCGGAGGGCUCACCCAGGGUUCCGCCCCUCCUCCGACCGAAAGGGGCGGGGCCGGUUGCGUUUGCUCGCACCGCAGGCAGCAGCCCCACCGGUGCCGCCCGCCCUCCCGCCGCCCGCCGCUGGCCUCCUGCCCAAUCCGGGGACGCCGGAGGCCGCGCCCGGCCGGCCCGAAGGUCGCGUAAGGGCGCCGGCGGGACUCCGGGGCUCCUCCGACGACUGCGUCACUAGCGCGGGGGCCUCCCGCCAGCGGCCAUCCCGGCAGCUCUUGGGCGGAGGAGGCGAUGUGAUGGCGAGCGAGCCUCCCGUCGCCGCCGCCGCCGCCGCCGCCGCCCCCCGCGGCACCCGCAGCAGCGCCCGCCUGACCUCCGGCCCCUGGAAGCGCCCGGCCCGGCCCGCCGCCGCCUCCCCCCCGCCCGGCCCCGGCGCCUCCCCCGCCGGCUGGCCCCGCUUCUGGGAAGGGCAGGACGUGCUGGCGCGCUGGACCGACGGGCUGCUCUACCUGGGCACCAUCAAGAAGGUGGACGCCCUCCGGCAGGUCUGCCUGGUGCAGUUCGAGGACGACUCCCAGUUCCUGGUCCUGUGGAAGGACAUUAACCCGGCGGCCGUCCCGGGCGAACAGCCCUCCUGCAGCGUCUGCCGCUCCGACACCUCCAGCCCCGAGAACCGCCUGGUCAGGUGCGACAAGUGCAGCCACGUUUACCACCAGGAAUGCCACCUGCCCCGCGUGCUCAGCGACGUCGCCUGGACGUGCCGGCAAUGUGUCUUUGCCGUGGCCACCAAGCGCGGGGGGGCCCUGAAGAAGGGGCCCUACGCCAAGGCCAUGCUGGCCAUGAAGCUGGUGCUGCCCUACCAGCUGAAGUCCCUCGACUGGGAUGCCGAGCACCUGACCAACCGGCAGCAGUGCUACUGCUACUGCGGAGGCCCCGGCGAGUGGAACCUCAAAAUGUUGCAGUGCUGCCGUUGUGGGCAGUGGUUCCACGAGGCCUGCACCCAGUGUCUCAGCAAGCCCCUCCUGUACGGGGACAGGUUCUACGUCUUUGAAUGCUGCGUCUGCACUAUGGGCCCCGAGAGCGUCCGGCGCCUGGCCCUGCGUUGGGUGGACGUGGCCCACCUCAUCCUGUAUCACCUGAGCAUUUGUUGCAAGAAGAAAUAUUUCGAUUUUGAGCGAGAAAUCCUGCCUUUCGCCAGCGAGAACUGGGACAGCCUCCUGCUGGGAGAGCUCUCCGAGACCCCCAAAGGAGAACGGUACAACCAGCUGCUGAGUGCCCUGACCAGCCACAAGGACAGAUUCAUCUCGGGGAAGGAAAUCAAGAAACGAAAGGGGCUCUUUGGUCUGCACCUGCGAGUCCCACCCCCCGCCCCCCAAGCCCCAGAGCACCCUGGGCCACCCCUUCUCUCUGAGAGCAGCUUGCUUUCAGGGCAGGGCAGGCGUGGGUCGGGGCCGCAGCCCAGGAGGGACAGGUGCCAUCGCCCGAAGGCUCCGGGGGCAGCCUUGAGCACGGAGCAGCGCAGCGCCAGGGAGAGGGAGCGACUGGGCAGGGCCCUCACUCAGGAGCUGGCACAGAGCCCGGUCAGCCCUAACCAGAAUUACAGCGGCUACGGCGGCACCUGCAGCACAUACAACUUCCGCCGCACCGAUGCCCGCUGCCAGGACAGCGCUCCGAUCCGGAUGUUUGCCUCCUUCCAUCCCUCGGCCAACACCGCAGGGACCUUGAGCAGAAGCGGUGAGCCCCCCCUUGAUACUUGCGUGGCAGCCACCCCCGCCGCAGAGCAGCAGAGUCCGGAACACCCAGCCCCCGCCUUCCUGCCCUGCCCGACACCUCCCCUCAAACGCAGAACCGUGCCCCCUCCCCCGCCCCCUGCCAUGCCCUCUGCCCUCUGCGCCCCGGCCAGCAGCAGCUACUAUGGGGCGAUGGGCCGGCUGGCGCGGGGGGAGGCUGUCCGCAUCCUGGCCCGUCGCAUCGCCACGGACGGCACCGUCCAGUACCUGGUGGAGUGGGACGGGCGGGGCAUGUUUUAG
Messenger RNA from Ahaetulla prasina, 2181 nucleotides. Its product is annotated as PHD finger protein 1-like. The transcript is spliced from 14 exons. Lineage: Eukaryota; Metazoa; Chordata; Lepidosauria; Squamata; Colubridae. Gene Ontology annotation, cellular component: nucleus. Gene Ontology annotation, molecular function: DNA binding; chromatin binding. The coding region runs from base 1 to 2181 and encodes 726 amino acids. The record is from RefSeq and is a predicted model, not a curated record. Gene Ontology annotation, biological process: regulation of DNA-templated transcription; chromatin organization.